AUUGUAUUGGGGCUAUUAAAAGAAACAAAUAGGGCAACCGACAUGUCGCUAACUUCUUCUCUAAUAGUUUUGCACAUAAACCAUGUUAGGCUGAUUAAGAUUGUUGAGCAGUGAAUGCUAUCUUUGAUACUCCAUUCUCCCUCACCUGUUCACAUUAUUCCCCUUUCAUAUCUAUAAAUUCACAAUCCACCAUCACCAUUCCAUAGCUGUGCCUUCCAUUUAAUAUAAACCAAAGAAUCAUAGUCCAAACCCCACCAAAUUUUCUGAAAAUAAUUAUUAAAAUAGGGGCAAAAAUGGAGUCCCAAGGUUCCAUGUCCAUCAAGCUUUUACUACUUCUGUAUUUGUCGGUUCUCUGUGUUUCACAGGAUUUCGAUUUCUACUACUUUGUUCAGCAGUGGCCUGGAUCAUACUGUGACACACAAAACAGCUGUUGCUACCCAACAACUGGGAAACCCGCUGCAGAUUUUGGCAUUCAUGGGCUUUGGCCUAAUAACAAAGAUGGCUCUUACCCGUCUAACUGUGAUCCUAACAAUCGUUUUCAGCAAUCUCAGAUAUCAGACCUCACGAGCAGCUUGCAGAGGAAUUGGCCAACGCUAGCAUGCCCAAGUGGCAAUGGGAUCCAAUUCUGGACCCACGAAUGGGAGAAGCAUGGCACUUGCUCCGAGUCAAUCCUCAAGCAACAUGACUAUUUUGAAGCAGCUCUCAAUUUGAAGCAAAGAGCUAACCUCCUCCGAGCACUUACAAAUGCAGGGAUCCAACCAGAUGGGGAGUCUUACAGCCUAAGCAGCAUCAAGGGAGCUAUAAAAGAUGCAAUUGGUUAUACUCCAUAUAUCGAGUGCAAUGUGGACUCUUCACGUAACAACCAGCUUUAUCAAGUUUACUUGUGUGUGGACACCUCUGGAGCUGACUUCAUCGAAUGCCCUGUGUUCCCUAAAGGCAAAUGUGGAUCGCAAAUUGAGUUCCCAUCAUUCUAGUACUGGGGAAUUAGUAGCGUUGUCGAGUCUCGUUGAUCACGUUCCCCUUCAUGUUCUUCUGCUCAUUUUUUCUUACAAUAAUUUUGUAGUGUCUUGUAGUUGUGAUUCUUCUCAUAAUCUUUACGCCAGUAGUCACCAAUUUUACCAGUGCC
This is a messenger RNA of Abrus precatorius (Indian licorice), 1126 nucleotides long. Its product is annotated as extracellular ribonuclease LE-like. Gene Ontology annotation, cellular component: extracellular region. NCBI's taxonomy places the organism in Eukaryota, Viridiplantae, Streptophyta, Magnoliopsida, Fabales, Fabaceae. Gene Ontology annotation, biological process: RNA catabolic process. The transcript is spliced from 4 exons. Gene Ontology annotation, molecular function: ribonuclease T2 activity; RNA binding. The record is from RefSeq and is a predicted model, not a curated record. Bases 294 to 974 code for a protein of 226 amino acids.